Moneuplotes crassus is the source of this 1500-nucleotide messenger RNA. The record is from the annotation of a GenBank genome assembly. Lineage: Eukaryota; Ciliophora; Spirotrichea; Euplotida; Euplotidae.
UAAUUUUAUACGAGAAAUAACAAGCUUCAAAUGCUAAAUUUUGAUAAUGAGAACUUCUGUAACGUCCAGAAUGACUUCUUGAAUCCGAGAAGACCAAGGAAAAGAAGACUUUCAAAUCUCUCAGUGAACAGCUCCUGUAAAAGCAAAGUCAAAGACAUCGAGAAUGAUACACUGUUGUGUCCCAAUGAAUAUUCCUACACAAGGAAUCCUUCCUCAAAUGCUUCCACAAAAUCGGUCUUGACUGCUUGUGGCCUAGGCAAGAGCGCCUUAGGUACUGGUAGGCCAAAAUCCAAAAGAGCCAGAAGGAAAUUAGUCAUAAAAAGUCAUAGAAUCAGAAAGAACCAAGCAACCUCUAUCAAAAAGAAGAAGGCAAGGCUAGCCGAGCUUCUUAGCCAAGAGAGUCAUCACCGGUCUUUGCUUAAGGCUAAAAUUGAUUUUUUCUAUAAGCCUUAUUCGAAAGAUUCAGACAUUGUCAACAACCCUCCACUGAAUUUUUCGAAUUGAACUUCUGAGUCCUCAAGACCUCAAACAAGGGAGCUCUCUGAGAAUGUCAGGAAUGGAUGGCACAAACUAAGCGGCAAGAUCUUCAAUAGUGAAGAAGAACGAUUAAAGAAGCUUUUGAAUUCCGUCAACCCUUCGUUGUACCCUGAGGAGAGAAAACUUGAUUUGAAAACUCAUAUUAAUUUCAUGAAACUUUCGGAAAAACACAAAAAGGAUUGGACUUGGUUCCCUCAAUUGACUGAGCAAAUGGACGAAAAGAGCUCCGAUGAAUUAGUCAAAGAAGGUGUUGAGAUCUUUAAGGCUCUGCUCGCUGAAAAGAUUACAAAGAGGCAAGAGGAGUACUCUAACCAGAGAAAGUAUCACAGCUCUUUCAUUCCACAAGUUUCUUCUUUCUCAGACUGUGGUUUGAGCAAGAGGUCUAAAAGUAGGAAGAGAAGAGCUAUAAUGAGUAAUCUUAAACUAAAGCCUAUCUCAGAAGAUUAUGUCAGAAACGAUCCGGUCAUUAAUUCUCAAAAAUUAUACAAAAAUUUGAUGAAGGACUGGAACGAGGUCAAACGAUGCAAAAAUAAUCCAAUGGCUCCAAACCAGUUGACACGGCUUUCCGAUAUCAAUCGUUGCAUCAAGCAGGACCCUCUUCUUAACAAAAUUAGGCAAUUUAAACCUAUCGAUCAGAACUCCUUUAAGAAGGAGAUUUUUGAAACCAGUGUGUAUUCAGAACAAACUCAAAUAGGCAUGAAAAAGCAGAAAGACUUCGAAAGAUUAAGCAGGCUCUGAAACUCAAAAGCUGUAAGAGAUAAGGCAUACAUCUCUGAGGCUAGUACUAGGCUUCACUCUAGUGAUGUUGGCUCUAAACAGACUAGGUUCCGCUUGCCUACCACUUCAGACAUGAAUUCUACUGGAAUCAAGCUAUCAGAUAGUUCAAGAUGUUCAAGUGCAUCUGUGAGUGAAAAUUCUGAUAUAUAAUUAUAUUUACCAUACUGCAUUCAACCAUUUUGGUGA